UAAGUUUGUUUGGUAAAGGAAAAAAAGAUGAGCGAUUACUUACUCUAGCUCAAGCUCAAGACUCUGGUACUGAACAGAGGUCAGUCUUUUCAGUGAAUUGAGGUCAUGAGGUCUAGAUUUACAAACAUAUGUGUGUCAUUCUAAAGCUCUCACUGUGUUCAAGGGCCGUACUCUAUCAGGAUGCUACUGUCAGUCUGUAAAAUAUCUGUUACUGCAGAGAUAAUGAUUAAGAAGUGCAACAGGUCAUCCAAGAUGACUAAAGUUAGCAUAAUCACCAAGUGCUGAGGCACACAGUGAGCAAAAACCGUGGUCACUGCUGACUCCAAACUUUCCAGAGCAUCAUGAUAUGGGUGUCCACGAGUAAGCAGCUCCUUCAUGUGUAAUGUGUAGGUGGCUGAGUAAUUAGUGUGUACUUUAAAGCAUAAGCUCACCCAGAAAAACUACAGUUAGUGUGUUGAAAAUAUUCCGAGGUCACAGUCCACCAGUCCAGUGUGAGGUGGGUUUAUUGAUCCAGUCCUGCACCCAGACAAAAUGUAUCUACUGUUUCUCUCCUGAUUUAUUUACACUUUUACAUCUGUGGCUUAUUUAUCCUAAACCUUAUUGUGUAACCUGUAAAGUUGGUUCUGUGUGUUUAUCUCGAUUUAUAAAUCUGCAUUACUACUGUUCUAAGAGUAAAUCUAACGGAUUUUACUGUGCAUUUCAGUUUACAACAUGUUUUGUGGACAAAUUUUGCAAACAGCUACCGUUGCUUGUAGCGCUAACGGGACACUGAAAUGUUGGGAGGCUUUUAUUACGAAAGAACGGAAAUGAUGGGAACUUUUACGCAAUUUGAUUGGUUGGUUGGUCUCCUGCGGUAGGACCGACCAGUGAAGGUGGUGUGAUAAAGCUGCAGAAUCUCGAGAUGUGAUAAUGUACCCUCGUACGAAGGAUGCGCCGUGACCGCUCGUGGAUAUCUAUGGAAGGCUGGUGCAUGAAUAUGUGCAGAGAGUCUUAGAGAGUCAGUGUCGCCCUGGCAACACCAGACAGAGCUUGUUAACUCAUCUCCCUGCUUCCAGUCACAAUGUCCAGCCCUUCCUGUGGAAAGAUGAACCGCUGAACGAUGACCUUUUCUUGUAUCCUCCGCCGUUUGGGUUCAGAGGUCUUCAGAGCAAAGUAGCAGAACUGCAAAAACUGCUACCAGCCUCAGACUCACCACAGCCUGAGAAGGCUGCAGGGAAAUGUCAGCGCUGUGUGGUCAUGGGAAAUGGAGGCAUUCUCAAAGGCUUGGAGCUUGGCCCGGUGAUUGACCGCUUUGACACCAUUAUCAGGUUAAACAGAGGUCCACUGGGAAAGUUCAGCAUUGACGUUGGGAAUCGAACCACCAUCAGGAUGAGUUACCCGGAGGGCACGCCUCUUAGCUGGGCUGACACAGACCCAGACACUCUGUUUGUGACGGUGGUGUAUAAAAGCGGAGACAUCAGCUGGAGCUCUGCUAUGAUCAACAAGCUCUCUGUGCCUCUGUGGGAUUGGUUCUUUUUCUGGCAGAAGGUUCCAGAUAGAAUCCCUCUCAAAGCCAGUAAGUUCAGACUUCUAAACCCACAUGUGAUCAGAGAGACUGCACUGGACCUCCUGAAAUAUCCUCUUCCCAGGCCACGCCUGUGGGGCUGGGACCAGAACAUUCCCACUCUAGGUGUGUCUGCGCUGACUCUAGCUAGCCUGCUGUGUGACGAGGUCAGCCUGGCAGGCUUUGGGUACAACCUCUCCCAGCACGGGGCGCCACUGCACUACUAUGACCAGCUGCCUAUGAGUGCCAUGCUGGAGCAGAGCAUGCACAACGUGAACAGAGAGACUGAGCUCUUGCAAAGACUGGUUAGAGAGGGAACCAUCACUGACCUGACAGGGGGGAUCCACUGCUCCUACUGCCACAGCUGACCCACCACAGCCUUCUAGUGCAGAGCGCUUCCUUUUUGUGGUGUGAACAUUUUCAUAUCCUCUCUGAGGCACUGAACAGAAGUCAAGCAAGAGUCACAGGAUAUUUUUAACAAAACACUUUAUGAAGAACUGCUUUGUUUAUAAUGAGAAAGGGCCUUGGACCACAGUCUUGUCUUUGCUCACACACACGUGUUGCAAAGCUUCCAGUUUGUAAUAACUGAUUCUCAUCAGCAAUGCAUCAGGAGCUUCUCAGUAUUUGAGUUACUUUUAGUUGUGGAACACGACCAGUAACUUGUAAACAGUGUUAUUCGGUAUCAUGGUUGUUGUGAUUGUUCUGAUGCAAGUUAAAAUUAUGUUUGUACAGCAGUAAAUUAUCAGUGGAACAAAAUGAAUCUGUAUUCAGUUGCACAGAUUGGACCAAAGUGUCUUCAGCAGUUUUUAGCAGAUUCACUUCGUUGUGAUAUUGAAAAAGUCUGCUUUGCUGCUCUUCCCGAGUGGCUGAUCUUUGAUAUCUGUGGGGAAAAUAAAAUGUGAUUUAUAAUUUUAUUUUUAUUAUUUCUACAUCGUUGUAGUUUUAUUUGACUUGCACUUUUUCAUGUUAACAUCCAAUUUCCUGAUCUGAAUUUUAAUAUGUCGCAGCCAUGUGAGCAUCCUGUGUCGGUCUUCAUUAAUAAAGUCCAAAAAAGAAGAAA
Haplochromis burtoni (Burton's mouthbrooder) is the source of this 2603-nucleotide messenger RNA. It is a transcript of the gene st3gal5, whose product is annotated as ST3 beta-galactoside alpha-2,3-sialyltransferase 5. Lineage: Eukaryota; Metazoa; Chordata; Actinopteri; Cichliformes; Cichlidae. The record is from RefSeq and is a predicted model, not a curated record. Gene Ontology annotation, molecular function: lactosylceramide alpha-2,3-sialyltransferase activity.